AUGGCCGCCAUGCCCAAUGCGCCUGCCACUUUCAAGCAGAAGCUCGCCGUCGCUCACUAUGUAUUUCUGUGGCUAGUCUGCCCGAUCAUGUCGCUAUGGGUGCCCCUCUACCUGCUAACUACGAACAUCUGGCCGCUGGUGCUGGCCUAUUUUGGCUGGAUGUUCCUCGACUACUCGACGCCCCGGAAGGGAGGAAGGUCUUGGAAAUGGUAUCAGCGCCUUUCUCUAUGGCAGCAUUUCCGCGACUACUUUCCGUUGCGAAUGGUGAAGACAGCUGACCUGCCGGCGGAUAGGAAUUAUAUUCUCGGGUCUCACCCGCACGGCGUUCUGAGCUUUGGGAUCUUCGGCAAUUGCCUGACAGCAGCCAGCGGGUUCCGUGAACAAUUCCCGGGAAUUCAGCCUUCGGUCGCCACCCUUGACGGUCAAUUCAAAUUUGCUUUGCGCCGCGAUUUUGCGAUGGGCAUGGGAGGUGUCUCGGCUGCUCAAGAAUCAAUCUCGUGGCUUCUGCAGAACCCCGGCAAGGGCCGUGCAGUGGCUGUGGUCGUUGGUGGGGCCGAGGAGGCUCUCGAAGCCCGUCCAGGUGCUACUCGUUUGCGUCUUGUCAAGCGUUACGGAUUUGUGCGAUUGGCUAUCCAAUAUCAUUGCCAACUGGUCCCUGUUUACCACUUUGGCGAAAACGAUCUCUAUGGUGAUAACGGGACCGAGGACAACACUCAUCUUCGCAGCUUGCAGACAAAAAUCAAGUCCGUCUUCGGGUUCGCCCCUCCACAGCUCCGCGGCACCGGUCUCUUCACCUCCUUCGGUCUCCUCCCCAAGCGCCGCCCGGUCACCUCGGUCUUCGGAAGCCCCAUCGAGUGCAAGGUUCACGGCCACGAAUAUGGCACCACCCCCGAUUUGGCAGAUGUGGAGCGCGUGCACGCCACCUAUUGCGAGCAGCUGAACGAGCUGUUUGAGACGCACAAACUUGGUCACGGCUACUCGGAGGAGGCCAAGCUUGAAUUCUUC
Molecule: messenger RNA, 1005 nt
Organism: Mesorhabditis spiculigera
Lineage: Eukaryota; Metazoa; Nematoda; Chromadorea; Rhabditida; Rhabditidae
Source: the annotation of a GenBank genome assembly